AUGAUAAAGCAAUUCUUAGAAGCGAACAAAGAUCCAUCUCCCCAAGGAGUAGAUGCGAUGACACAGGUCGAGCUAAUCCAAGUCCUAAGAAGCUACUUGCAAAACAAAAGGUAUGUACUUGUUCUUGAUGAUGUAUGGGGUACUCAUGUAUGGAAUCUCAUUAGAAAUGGGUUACCCAAUAGCGAAUGUGGUAGCAGGGUAAUGAUCACCACACGCAAAGGUGAUGUUGCAUCAUCUUCUUGCGUCGGACUCUCGGAUCAUAUCUACAAUCUUCAACCUCUGCAUCCAAGAGAGGCUUGGUCCCUGUUUUGUAAGAAGACCUUCUACUCGCACGACGAGAAUAGUUGCCCUCCUGAAUUGGAGAAACUUUCUCAAUGCUUUGUAGAUAAAUGCCGAGGAUUACCGCUUGCAAUUGUCACAUUAGGUAGUCUUCUAUCAAUCAAGGACAAGACGUAUGUCGAGUGGGAGAUGAUUCACCGUAGCGUUCGAUCGGAGCUUGAAAAUGAUGACAAUCUUAGAAGCAUGAUGAAAAUAUUCUUGCUCAGUUUAAAUGACUUGCCUUACUAUCUGAAAUCAUGCUUCUUGUAUUUGAGUAUUUUCCCCGAAGAUUAUGCCAUUAAGCGUAUGAAAUUAAUUCGACUAUGGAUAGCCGAGGGUUUUGUAGAAAGAAAUGAAUGCAGGUCAACCGAAGAGGUUGCUGAAAGUUACCUCAAUGCACUUAUCGCUAGAAAUCUCGUUCUAGUGGCAAGACAGAAAUAUGGGAAGGUGAUUACUUGUCGCAUCCAUGAUCUCGUGCGGGAGAUCAUUAUUUCAAAAUCCGGGGAGGAGCAUUUCUUUGCAUCUUUGGUUGAACAGAACACAUUACCAUCUAACAGAAUCAGGCGUCUGUCCAGUUGCAAUCGUGGCUUGUUGCAUUUGAGAUACCUAAGCUUGGAGAAUACAAAGAUAAAAAAGCUUCCUAGUUCAUUAGGGAAGCUAAAGAACUUAGAAACAUUGAAUCUUAAGGGCACCUUUGUACAUGAAUUGCCGGUUGAGAUUCUCAAGCUCGAGUGUCUCCGCUACCUCCUUGUUUAUCGUUAUCGAAGAACACAGUUUCAUGUGCCAUUUACUGAUGUGGAUGGAAUUAAGGUGCCUGCUGGAAUGGGGAGUCUUAGAUCCCUACAGAAGUUGGCAUACAUAGAAGCGGAGAGUGGAAUCAUUAGAGAGCUUCAGAAUCUCACCCAAUUGAGGAAGUUAGGUAUUAUCAAGCUAAGAGUGGAAGAUGGGAAUGAUUUAUGCACUUCCAUUGAGAAGAUGAAUCACCUUCACUCCUUUUCUGUGACAUCAAUGGAUGAGGAUGAGGUUCUUGACUUGCAUUAUAUAUUUCAUCCUUUGCUGCCUCUUCAACAUCUUUAUUUGAGAGGGCAUUUGGAGAAAUUACCUGAAUGGAUUGCCUUGCUCCACAAUCUGGUUGCGAUUCGUCUGAGAUGUUCUAGAUUGAGGGAUGACCCACUCAAAGCUCUUCAAUCAUUGCCCAAUUUGGUGGACCUCACGCUAUGGCGAGCUUAUGAUGAAGAAGAGUUAUGUUGCGAGGGAAGAGGAUAUCCAAGACUUAAGCUAUUAUGGCUCGUUGAGUUGAGGGGAUUGAAGAAGGUGAGGGUAGAGAAGGGAGCAAUGUCUUGCCUUGAAGACCUACGUAUUAGAUGUUGCGAAGAAUUAGUGGAGGCGCUGUUGUGGAUUGAACACCUCACUAACCUCAAAAAUCUCUACCUGGUGGACAUGUCGGAGGAUUUCUUGAAGGGGCUAAGAAAGGAUGGAGUUGAAGAGUUGGUGGAUUCCAUUCAGCACAUCCCACUCAUUCGAUGUUUUGACACUCAUAAAGGGACUCUCUGGGACUUGUUAUGA
Messenger RNA from Magnolia sinica, 1884 nucleotides. RefSeq names its product disease resistance protein RPM1-like. Gene Ontology annotation, biological process: defense response to other organism. Bases 1 to 1884 code for a protein of 627 amino acids. Gene Ontology annotation, molecular function: ADP binding. The transcript has 2 exons. The record is from RefSeq and is a predicted model, not a curated record. Lineage: Eukaryota; Viridiplantae; Streptophyta; Magnoliopsida; Magnoliales; Magnoliaceae.